CUUCAAUUGGCGGAAGCAAAUGCCCGCAGUUUGGCGAGGCUUUGUGUCUGUUCCAGAGGACAGUGGCGCUUCUGAUUUAUUUGAGAUAGCAAGCAGCUCCAAAUAGACCAAUCUCUCUGCGGCAACGCCUGCACCAAGUACGCACUGUCAGCGAAGACUAUCCAUGGUGCUUCAACCUAUCCCUUCACGUCAGAAGCACAAAUAACAAGCGCUGAGGCCAUUGAUUUGGUGCGCCUCUGUCUUUUUCGACUUAAAAGCCACGAGAUCCGGUGGCGCUACGGUCGUCGGAAGCCGAUCCACUGUGUCUACCAUGUACACACGUCGCCACCUCCACGGCAACGAGCCAUCGUCGACGCUUCUUCAUUCACACUGUACACGACCCGUUUCCGUUAUGGCUACAAACGUCAGCGGUAGGUGAUUGAGGCCAGGAGGAACUGGCGCUGCCAAUCGCCAUCGAGUAAGAAGCUCCCGCAGUCGAUAGUUUCGCGAUAUUGAUCAUGUCGGCGAUCGAGGGCUUUCGAGGAUUGACACCUCCACGCGCAUCAAGACGUUGACCGCAACAGUUGUGCUUUAACAGUGCGGGAAGUUUUUGCUGAUUCUCAUAUUCUGAGGUUUAUGCUCAUGUAUUUCGAGUUUGCGGAUUUCGAGUUUGCGGAACCGGAAGCGUAUAUGGCUAUGCGCGGAGGCGAGCGAAAGUGUGAAGCUAGUGGAGCAGACGCAGAGCAGGAGCCGGCUCAGAAUACCCAGAUGAUCCAUCUCUAGUAUGUCAACGAUUCCUGCAAAAAAUACUGAAGAGAUCAUGACGGCAGAUGGCGCGGAGUGCUCUACGGAACGCGAGCACCCUUCUGUAGAAGAUAUGCCCGUAUCAGGGUCGACGAACAGCUCUCACCGACGGUUUUUAUCCGACAUCGUGACGAAGACCCUGGCGCACAUCCCGAAGAAAUAUGUAGAGUGUCGAACCGAGUGCCAGCGCUGCCUUGAGCUACUUGCGGCAAAGACGCGGGACAUAAGGGCUGAGAAUGCAGUGGUCCAAGCUGACGAAUUUUUUUCCAUUUGGAAGCGUGGCAUCGCAGACGCAGUUGGCGACGGCAAUCAGGUGAAAAUGAUACAAACCCUGCUUUCAGGCCUUCACAAGAUGGCGGAAGCAGGACUGGUUCGCGGCGCAGGACAGGAUUACUCGCAAGAGGCGGAGGCGCCGCGAUUGCUCAUUGAAACUAUCCUGGACACUGUCACUCACGCCACAAAAUUUCCAGAGGAAACCGUACAGAUGCAAGCAGUAUUGGUCCUGGCUGCCCUUGUCGCUCACCCGCAGAGCGUCGUGCAUCUGAGCGCCACACUGGUUAUGGCAGUUGUUCGGACAGGCUUUCAAGUACACCAAGAUGCUCGGCAAGUAGUUGUGCUGAAAUCAGUUCAUUCGGCGCUGUUGCAAGUUGUAACAGUGAUUGGUGACCGAAUGGAGGCAGAAUGCGAGGCUCUGAUUCGGGGGGAUCCUGAGCUCCAAGCGCGACGGGUAAUGAACAACGACAAGCGGCCUCACUUGCAAAGUGGCAAUAGUACUGAGCACGAACUACAACAAGCUGAGACGCGCAACAAGGGUGUGCAAAAAGAAGUACGAGUCGACUCCGGGCCGAAAGAAACACGAGAGGAGGCGCUACGUGUGUGGCUGAGCAGCUUUGUGACGACCAGCUUGAUUGACAAAACAGCUAUGGCAGAAAGCCGCAUGUUUGAGAUUCUAGACGAAACCACGGGCGGGGUUGCUGGCAAAUAUGGGUGGUGCAUCAUCUGCCGAGAACCAGCGCCGCACUAUUGCUUGCAGACUGGGGACCCGGUCUGUUCCAAGGAGUGCAAGCAGAAAAACCUAGCGCGCGCAGAUGAGAUUCACAAGCUAUUCCCGCCUCCGUCACCCGGAGGAGGACCUCGACUUGCAAGCCUUCCGACCGACCAGAGACCUGUGUAUGAGGAGUGUCAGCGGAGGACGCUAGAAGAAGGAGAAGAGGAAGAAUACACGGGGCUGAUAGUGCAGCACAGCAGGCGGAUAGAAGAGCUCUCGUAUUACCGAUGCACCUCAGCGGUGUUUGAAGAGUUGUGCAAGAUGUCCGGGCGAGGACCCACGAGCGCAGGUGUCGUACCGACCACCGAGUCGCCGACUGCAUUGGCGGGUACGAUAGCUCCACCUUCGGGUAAUGCCACAACUACUCCUUUGAAUAGUGCGCUGCACGCAAAAAUGUCUAGCAACCGCGCGCCAACAGCGACCGGAGUCGUGGAGAAAGCGGGAGCUGCAUCAGUUAAGACAGAGGAGUCACCCGAAGCAAAAAGUGAAAGCAGAUCUGGAAUCAACGCCACGGCGCACGGCGUAGCGGAUCAGAAAUUUGUGAAGCAAAGGCGAUUGACGCUCGAGCUAGUAUCUCAGAUGCUGAACAAUGGCGGCCACUGCUUUCGCAACACCGAGAAAUUUAUACACUCGCUGAAAACAUGUCUCUGUCUGGCGCUGAUCAAAAACUGUGUCUCCGCGGUUCCGAGAAUUUUCUCGCUCUCGUUUUCGAUUUGCGUGGCUCUGAUCGCUAACUUCCAGAAGUACCUGAAAGCGGAGGUGGGGAUCUUCAUGGAAAGCAUUUUCUUGCGCAUCUUGGAGUCACCCAACAGCACCUUUCAACACAAACAGCGAGUGCUGACUGUGUUCUAUAAACUCUGCACCGACGCCAAGACUUCAACGGAGCUCUUCCUGAAUUACGACUGCGACGUGCUGGCGCAGAACCUGUUUGAGCGCGUCGUUGAUGGUCUCGGGAAAAUAGCUCAAGGGAAGUUCGCCGCAGUCGACUACAGCGUUUUGAUCACAGUACCCCAGGAACAAGAGCUUCGCGUGUUGGCGCUGGAAUCCCUCGUCGGUUUGAUGGCAUCGAUGGUGGCACGUGCAAAGAUUGAAGACGAGGAGGGAACAACGAGUUCUAGCCCUGACGAGGACGAGAGUGGAGCAUCCUCAGGGAGAAGAAAUGGGGAGCAGACAGUAUGUGGUAUGGAGCCGCACAGUGACCAUGGUGCAACGCAGAGCAUUGUGAUGCAGGAUAUUGAAGUGCACGGAGCUGCAAGCAGCGACCAGAAGGUGGCAACGAAGAUUCAUGUGCGUACCGGUGCCGGGCAGCUCGAAAAGGCGGGGCGUUCACGCUCGUUUGACGUCGUCGGGCAAAAAGCGCGGAAAGGUCAGCUUCGUGACGCGAUUCAGAAGUUUAACGCAAAACCCAGAAAAGGAGUCGAGCUGUUUUACAACUUGGGGUUCGUAUCACAAUCACCGGAGUAUGAGGCACACGCAUUAGUGGAGUUUCUCCGGAGGACAAAUGGCAUAGACAAAACGGCGAUCGGGGAUUUCCUCGGUGAGCCAGCUGCCUUCAACCAGGAGUGCCUGAGUGCCAUGGUGAACAAAAACUCAUUUUCCAACAUUCAGCUAGACAGCGCGCUUCGACUUUUUUUAGCUGACUUUCGGCUUCCCGGCGAGGCUCAGAAGAUCGAUCGCAUGAUGGAAAAAUUCGCCGACAAGUACUGCGCCGACAACCCCGCGAACACGGAGUUCGGGGCGAACGCGGACUGCGCCUAUGUCCUUGCCUUCUCCCUUGUAAUGCUACAGACGGAUCUGCACAACGGCAACAUCAAAAAUAAAAUGACGGCGCAAGACUUUAUAAAUAAUAACCGGGGAAUAAAUGCAGGAGAAAGCCUAUCUAAGGAGUACUUGUCAAGCCUGUAUCGGAGCAUUGCCGAGAAUCCUAUCACCCUCGAUGACGACGACGACAAGCGCGCCCGCAUCGAUUCGCAAAACGCAACUAGUCAAAUGGCGAAAGUUGAGUUAUUUUCCAAGGAGGUCGGCCUCGUAGUCGAGCGCUCGCAACGCGCUAUCGAACAGCUUGAAAGCGAUCGAGUAGAGGAGGACAACAGAACAGCCGACAUGAGCGUUCUUAAGCGCACUGGGUCCGCCGUAGUUGAACACACAACCGCUAACGGCCCAGAGACAGAGUCGGCGCGUUCGGCCGAGACGGUAUUCCUAGUAGGUGGUACUGAUGCUAGCGAAGUAGAAGAGGUAAGCACGACUCCAAUCGGAACUUCUUCGAGGGGCCCGCGGGAGCCUUCCCGCCUGUCGUCAUCUCCUGGGAAGCGUUUAUUUGUUUCGGAGAAGGAAGUUCCUUUCGGAGUAGCCGGCAAAGCGCUGUUCGAAGUUAUCUGCUGGCCGCUUCUGGCGACGUUGUCUGUUCUUCUAGAAGCCACGAGCUGGGUGGAGCCGUCACAGGAAUCCAGUAAAGGACCGAAGCAGCCUCUGGAGAACCGCGUGCUGCAGCUAUGUGUCGAGGGGUUCCGCCAUUGCGUUCGAUUUAGUGCACGCCUUAGGCUGGAGACCGAGCGCGAUGCAUUUGUGUGUUCUCUCGCAAAAUUCACCUACCUUGCAACGAUCAAGGGCAUUCAGCAAAAAAAUAUCGAGUGCAUCAAAGCAAUGCUCGAAAUAGGCUUGUCGGAGGGAGACUUUCUUUCGUUUUCUUGGAGGCAUGUUCUGCACUGCGUUUCCCACUUGGACCGACUGCAGAUUAUUCGGACGCAAAGGCCAGACGCCCAUUCCUUCGAACAAGAGGGGGAUCCGGGCCAAACCGUUUCGGCUACCACAGACGGACCAUGUAUAGUUGUCUUCUGGUUUAUUUGUAUUUUGUGAACUUGAUGGCUUCUUCUACUGGCGUUUUCAUUGUUGGUUCUGGUCUCAUACUGCAAGCUCAGCUUUGCAUCAGCUUCAACAUUUAUAAAAACGAAAAUUGUUGUAGUUGUUGUUCUUGUGCGAACUAAGCAUUCUAAGUAUGCGUGCGUAAUGUUUUCUCAGCGAAUCAUGACGUACAAGAAAUCUACCAAAAAGUGCGCCGGAGUGCAGAUUUGUCGGCGGCGACGAGUGACACUUCGCGCACUUCCUCCAGCCGUACAGCUACCGCUUUAUCAAAUGUAAAAAUGUCUGGGUCUGGAAGAAUCCAACUUGUCAUGCUGAUUUUGGAUUCUAAAAAAAUCUGUAUUGCAUGAGCAGCAAAGAGAGUCCGAAUUUUGCAGCACGGAAAGCGCAUUUGUCAUGCGGAAUAGGCAUCAGGAAGCCCUCUAAAAAUCUGUGAUGCUAGGGCAUGCAUCACAGACUUGAGGAGUCAUGCAAAAUGUGCAUGACAAACCCGGCAAUCUUCCAGACCCAGACAUUUUUACAUUUGAUACGCUUCUCAUCAGAACAAAACUGCGCGGCGCAAAAUCGGAACUGGGGUGACAGGACUUGUGCGGCUUAGUGAAGAGGAUCGCUCGGUGGAGGCGUUGAACUCCGAGGCUAUACUUUCCCAGUUGAACACGAGCAACGCCAUCGAGAACCUCUUCGAGAGAAGCGUCGCGCUGAACGCGAGGGGAAUAGUUGACUUCGUGUCCGCGCUGUGUGAGGUGUCCGCUGACGAGAUGAAUCUUCACCAGAAUGAUGAGGAUACGAUCGACAUCCGGACUUUCUCACUGCAGAAGUUGGUGGAAGUUGCUGACGCAAAUAUGUACUCGCGGAUCCGGCUUGUUUGGCGCCGAAUUUGGCUGGUGCUAUCCCAGCACUUCGGGGAAGUUUGCUCCCGUAUCACGAAUCCGAGCGUUUGUCUUUUCGCGCUCGACUCACUACGGCAGCUGAUCUCAAAGUUUUUGGAUCGUGAUGAGUUGAGUAAUUUCGAAUUUCAAAGCGAGAUGCUCAGACCGCUGGAGCUGGUACUCAUGAACCCCUCGACGUCUAUGAACGCAAAGCAUUUCGCGAUUACUACUGUACGGGCUCUUAUGGAAACACGGUCAGGAAACAUCAAGUCCGGGUGGAGGUCGAUUUUACAGAUUUUGCAGGCUGCCACGCGAACAGGAGCGAUGCGAAUCUCCUCUAAUGCAGGGGAGUACCAGCAGCAGCAGCAGCAACACACGCAGCAGCGGUCACUGUCACCAGCGGGGAGUGCAACAUCUACAAAUCCUAGCGUAGUUGGUGGCGUAGCCUCACUGUCAGAGCGCCGAGCUUUCGUCCAGAAAGCAUUCGCAGUGAUGCAGCAUAUUGCUGAAAAACACCAGGAGCAUUUCUUCGCGAACUUUUCAGAGGGAAUGCAAGCUGUUGUCGCUUUCGCGCAGUGUCUUGUUCUACCAACGAUAGAGGCCACCGAAGCCGUGCAGCUUAUCUUCCUGUUUGCCCGAGUGCUCGCCGCCCAGGAGAAGGCUCGAAUAAAUAUUCUAGAUACAAAUGUAAAAACGAGACGGAGCACGAGCAGCGAACGCAGAGAAAUUGACGAGACCGAAAGCAACAAGGUCCGCAGUAACCAGCCCGGAUCGCGACACCACUCAGGGGAUGACGCCGCUGACAGGGAAAAUGGGGAGCGAAGUGCAAUCGGUGCGGCGACCAGCGCGACGACGUCGAUGAGCCCUGCUUCCUCGCGGAAUCUCAGCCCCAGUGCACGGACGUAUUGGCUUCCGCUCCUACAUGGUUUAUCUACAUUGUCAGCUGAUAGUCGAAGGGAAGUACGGUCCCGAGCUUUAUCUGGAUUAUUCGAAGUACUGAAGGAGCACGGAGGGGAAUGCUUCGACGCCGACACUUGGCAAGCGACAUUUCGGGCCGUGCUCUUUCCUCUUUUCGACGAUAUUCAGCUCGAGCAGACGACUGGUACUGAGUUCGCCAUGAAAAAGCAGGACGCUUGGUGUUUGGCUGCUCUCAGCAACUGCGUUGUCCUGAUUGAAGCGCAUUUCGAGGCGCUGGCUUUCGUGUUCGAGGAUUUUCUUUCGGUUCUGGUAGGCAUGGCGACUCACAGUUCGGAGUAUAUCGCGCGGCUUGGGGUUGAGGCUCUCAAACAGCUCAUUGGAAAGACUGGCCACAAGUUGUCCGGUAAUCACUGGGCGGUCGUCGCAAAGGGUGUGCAGGCUCUAUUCCACAAAACGAUGCCUGUUGCGAUCCAGGAUGAUUUGUACUCCGCCCUAAUGGCGGAGAAGGUCAAGGACAAGGGAAACAGUAUCGACCGCACCGCUGCCGCUGGUAAUAACAGCAAUGUCGGCCACGAGGGAGCAAGAACAGCAUUACCUACUACUGGGAUAGGGAUUGGAACGGCAGCAAGCGCUGCGCUCACUGCUCACCCGCAGCAACUACAUCAGCCGGGGGACGUCGGCGGCGUUGACGAAGUGACCAAAGCUGUUGUAACUGGAUGCGUGGUGCAGUUGCUCCUGAUCGACUGUGUUCACAGUAUCUUCCAAGGGCACGGGACAAGACUGCCUCGGGAAGUAGUGAUCACGCUGCUAGCAGCACUUGAAGCUAGCUUCUCUUUCGCUCACGAAUUCAACCAGAAGAUCUCACUUCGCAUGGAACUGAAGCGAUUGGGUUUCAUGCGGGACAUGCGCGACUUGCCGGGUCUGCUCAAGCAAGAGCGCGAGGGUCUCACGUGCUACUUGGGUAUUCUUUUUGCGUUGAGCCAAAUGGAUCGCCUUGAUGCCGAGUUGUGUGACAAGCUGAUCUCGUGCGCCCGCUCAGUAAUCCACAACUACGUCCGGAAAGAGAGGCAGAUGCAUAAUAUGAUACGCGACGGGGAUGACGAGGUGUACGCAGUCGAAAUCGAGCGAGAGACAACGGGCCUGCAACCGAUCAUCACGCAAGUCAUCUUGCAGAACCUUCUACACGCAGGGGAAAAACUUUAUUCGAAGAGCAAGGAGGAAACGUCAGGUGAGUUGGAUCGAAAGGGACCCGCUAGCGACAACGGAGAAUCCAGUGUCCUCUCGGUCAAAGACAUAGCGGACGCUGACGGCAUUGGGAUAAGAGAGCCGGGCCCGGGCGCAAACAGUAAAGACGAGUUGCGCAGUGAGAUGGGAAGUAACCUUUUCAAGGCAGUGUGCUAUCAAGAUCAGAACCGCGUUUAGCGAUCUAUUCUUGUCGCAUAAAGCAAGACGUUGUAUUUGUAUGAUGUUGAAGCGAGAACAAAGACGCGAGAGACGGCCUUGAGCCAGAUCGUGUUCUACUUAUACUAGCCGGGGGGAAGGAACUUCUAUCCCGGCGACAAGACGGACGCACGGGGGGGAAAAAGCAGAAUUAGACGGGGAGGUCAGAAGGCAGUAAUGGCUCACGCGGAAAAUUGUCCUGGGUCAUUGUUUCUGUAGAGAAAUCGCCGAUACUAGAGGCUGGCGACUGCGGGCGCAUUUUGUGUGAAUUUCUCUCGUCGGGAGAUUUUUUGCUGAACGGGUGGGGGCUGUACGACGGUGGAUCUUGUCCCGUGUUUCAGUUCGCGCGCAUUAGUUUGCGAGAUCUAGAAGGACGUGCGGGCAUGUAGAUCCAGCGCCCACCUUGCUGCUGAACCUGAAGCGUAUAGCCUUGUGUCAGCCGGCUGAGCCGCCGGAUGGGAUUGCUGGCUACGGCAGAGGGCUUGCCUCCUUCUCUCUGAUUGGUUAAAAUGUGGUCCCGUAUAGCGGCCAUGGAGCGCGCCAUCGCCGCCCCUUCGGGUGCCUGCCUGCUGUCGACUGCCUGCGGUCGGCGCUGCGGUGAGGCCAGGCGAGUGCGGCGGCUCCUUCUUUACGUGUGAAACUGCUUGCAGUCGAGUCCCGGGCGUGUAUUUGUUUGUGUAUACAGAUGCGGGCGCGCAACAAGCUGGCAUGUCCGGGCCGAAUUUCAGCGAAUCUUGUUCAGCCCAUGCGUGGACCCCGCUAGAAGUAUGCUGCUUUGUGAACGGGCUGCCUUUUGGGGACUAUGCGCGGCGGCCCGCCUUCUACCGCGCUUUCGUUUUUGAGAUCCGAAGGCAUUUGCGACCACUUAGGUCCGCCGCGCGCCCUGAUGCCUGGGCGCCGUUCUGCGAGCAGCAACCGAGAUAGGCAGCAGCGCGCGCCGAAUCUUGUGGUGCCCAAACAUAGCGCCACUUCCCACUGCCCCGCCCCCAGAGUGUCAGCAGCCGGCUAGCUUUGCGCGCAUUCGGAAGGGCGCGGCGUGAAAUUUACUGGCGGCUUCAGCAUUGGGACCCUCGCAAGACGUCUGCUCUUGCCUCGCUCUUUUGAUAUAGUAUUUAACGAAGACGUAACGAAAAGCAAAAAGCAAGCGCGCCAGCCUCGUGAAGCCCGCCCGCGUGCUAUAGUCCCGACGUUUUUCGGCUUUUCGGGGCGUUCGGAACCGGGGUCAUGCCGCUCAGUCUAGCUUCGGGCCAGGAGAUUUCUAAAUUUGCAAUAAGUUGCUUGGUUUUAUUUUCAGUGGCCGCCACGCCACGCGGUAAAGUAUUACCAACCUCCGGGGCGCGGGGGGCCCGGAAAGGCUGGGACGCUGCGAAGGCCACGGCAAUCGUGAUCGUGGCACCCGCGCGCCCUCUGCCCGCCUCCUGGCGUUGUUUUCAGUUAGUGGCAGUAGUUGUGAGGGCAAGAGGGGCGCAGGAGCUGCCUACUGGGCGGCCGGCGUUUGCCCACUUUGUUGCGGCCACGGCCACCCAUGACGAUUUGCAUGCGUCGGCCCCCCAUCCCGGGGGGGACAAAAAAUCGGAACGACCUCACAACUUCCGCCCCGGCGGCUAUGUUUGGCACUAGACCCCCAGCGUGUUGGUGUGCAAUGUUGCUCGAAUCGGGCGUAUUCUUCCUCGCAACGCAAUUCGGAAAUACGGCGCGCGCCUGCGUGUACUAAGGUGGUAGCUUUGGAUUUGGUCUUGAUAUGUGCCCCACUUUGUUUCCCCUUUUGGCGGACCUUUGUUUGAGUAGUAGCCAUGAACUCCGCGCUGUCGUUCGGGAGGUGCUUCUGCAAAACGUCGCGCCGCUGCUGCAGCUCUGAAGAAAGUCUGUGAAGGUGCGGCCCAUCGAGCCAGUUCCAGUUCUUGCGACAUCGCUCGACUUUGAACCGACGGGACGACCGCAAUCCUUCGCGCUCCGCGCGAUUUUGCAUUUGUGCUGUUCAGUUCUUUUAUACUCGCGACGCCAGUCAGGUUGGAGCAAACGCGGUAGACUACGAACCAACGAAACCAGUAGAGCGAAAUAGGGAACAGCUACGGCAUGCCUAGUCUGUGUGGUGUACUUAUGCGCAUGUUCAUCUAGUGCCCUGACGUGAGAUGUUGUUUUCUUUUCUGCUGCACCACGGAGCUCUUCUGUACUGCCCGAAGCACGGCUGCGCGUGUUCGCUGUCAGCCUAGAGAGUUAGAGGGCUCUUCGAAUGAAAAGGACGGCAAGAAGCCAUAUCUCCAGUGGCGCGCAAGCCGUCGGCGUAGCGGACAAAAGAAUCCAGCCGAUGCACGCGCCGACGGUCCGAGUCCACACUUCGUAGGUGUUCACAGCUGGGAUAGCGGAAGAAUGGCCGUGUCUGCAGUACGAUGUCCCGCGUACGGGUUCUGCCAUGCUAGAUCGAGCACAUGAUCAUGGAUGACAUUGCCAAGAACGCGACCUGCUUUCGCUUUUAUCUCUGUAUCGCGAACGCCUCCUGCCGCAUCGUGACAGAACGAGUUCGAUCUUAGAUCCAUUGCAAGGCCGCAACCAAUGCAAAACAAUAGACAAAGCACCUUCGUAUUUCUAGUUGUUCCUGCCGAAGAUGGCAGACAGCCUCUUUAUAUCAGGAUUCGGUGUAUGUUGUGCGUCCCCGGGGGAGAUGCCGGGUUACCAAGGUCCACUGGAUUUCUCUUCUUGCAUUCGUUUGCCACACAACCAAAAGAGAAAAAUGCAAUCCAGAUAUUUUUAUUGCACAUGUACACGCCAAAAGCAAAAGAU
This is a messenger RNA of Amoebophrya sp. A120, 10698 nucleotides long. The record is from the annotation of a GenBank genome assembly. Lineage: Eukaryota; Dinophyceae; Syndiniales; Amoebophryaceae.